This is a messenger RNA of Arxiozyma heterogenica, 1158 nucleotides long. It is a transcript of the gene MSA2, whose product is annotated as Msa2p. Lineage: Eukaryota; Fungi; Ascomycota; Saccharomycetes; Saccharomycetales; Saccharomycetaceae. The record is from RefSeq and is a predicted model, not a curated record. The coding region runs from base 1 to 1158 and encodes 385 amino acids. The transcript has a single exon.
AUGAAUACAUCGGCAAAGAGAAAGUUAAAUUCCACUAAUGAUCCUACCUCUUCUAGAGCCUUCCAUAAUUCCAAAAAAGCGCAUUUCAGUACACCACCGAAGAAACAAAAUCAUAUAGACUUGGUGAGUACUCCAUUCACACCAAGCUCCGCAUCAGACAAUUUAUUCCAAAGUAUCCCAAAACAUUUCGAUGAAGAUUAUUCUUUACUAAGUUCACCUCCUCCAAUUACCUCGUCUACGGUUAAAAAAAAGGAUAAUAAUGUUCAAAGUAUAAUAAGCAAUACAAUAUUAAAACUAUCUUUAAGCAUUGGAGCAGAUGGGAGAGCGUCUAUCUCAAAAGCACAGUCGUGUAUAGCUUCUGAUAACGAUAACAGUCAAUCAGAGACCCCUACAGAAAAUUUAAAAGUUCAAGGUGACGAUGACAUUGAAAGCCCUGAUAAUGGUAAACAUGAAAUUCUUUCUCUGUUGAGAAAAAUGAGAAAUGGUACCAGUAGUGUUGAAUCAUCUGCUAAAAAACUGACACAUAACAUGUAUCCCUCUUCACCACCAACAGUAUCAAUUCCGCAGACACCUCGUUUAGUUAAUUCGAACAUGUUAAUUAGGACUGGAUUAACACCGUCCUUUAAGGAAAUAGAUGAUCAUAUGGUUCCAUUGGAUGAAAUAUUGUUAAGUGCAGAUAAAAAUAUACCUGCACAAGAACAUGAACAACAACAACAAUACAUAACUAAUAGAUCUACAUUGGUCAAUACUGACACAGCAGUAUCAUUGGUAGCACGCACUGAACAAUUCCCUUUUAAAAGUGCUGUUGGUGAUCCAUUGUUGAUAAACGAUGACGAACAAUGGAUUCAAACAAUAAAUAAAUCUAACGACCAUCCAUAUAGUAAUGAAAUCAGAAAAUUAAACGAUUAUUCAAAAAAAAUUACAGUCUUUGAUACACCACUAUUGAAAGAACCAAGUACACCAAGAAGAACUCAUUUAAAUAAUUUAGUAGUUGGUGUUCCAAGUUCUACAUUAAUUCGAGAUGACACAGAUGACAGAGAUAGGAUCUAUGAUCAUAGUAUAAAUAAUAAUAGUAUUACAGCUACCCCAUCUCACAAAAAAAAAUUCUUUACAAUUUACUCCAUUAAUUCAACAAACAAUGACUGGUUCAUUAGGUAA